Colias croceus (clouded yellow) is the source of this 8633-nucleotide messenger RNA. RefSeq names its product probable Rho GTPase-activating protein CG5521. The record is from RefSeq and is a predicted model, not a curated record. Lineage: Eukaryota; Metazoa; Arthropoda; Insecta; Lepidoptera; Pieridae. Gene Ontology annotation, molecular function: GTPase activator activity. The transcript has 34 exons. Gene Ontology annotation, biological process: positive regulation of GTPase activity; regulation of small GTPase mediated signal transduction. Gene Ontology annotation, cellular component: cytoplasm; nucleus. The coding region runs from base 170 to 5740 and encodes 1856 amino acids.
ACUUGGGAAUCAUGAUAUUUGUGACAAAGUGAAAACGAGAAACUUAAUUCGUAUUUAAACUUAUGCAAAAGUUAAGUUAAUUUAUUAAACUUAAAGAAAAAUAAUGUGAAGUAUCAUAAUGUUAACAAUGCAUACAACUACGUCCUAAAAUUUAAUUAUAAUUAGCGAUAUGUUUACAAAAAAAUCUCACCAAGAUGUCAAAAAAUCUACAGUUAAAAUACAAGACUCUAAAAAAGACUCUACAACCCGAUUAAAACAUUUGAAAAUAGUACUAGAACAUUUUGAUGCAGAUGAAGCAAAAACAUAUUUCGAAACAAAUUUUAGCCAUGUUUAUUUUAUUUUGUAUGAUAAUUUCAUUUUGGCAGAAAAUAGUUUACGGCAAAGAGAACUUCCGUUCCACCUUGUUCACAAGGCUGGGAAAGAAGAGUUGGAAGGUGCUCUAGCUCUUCUUGAAAAAGUUUUAUGUCUGCUACCAGAGUUACUAGGUAAAAGAUGGCAAUUGCAUUCAUUAACAAGAAUAUUUUCAAAACUCCUCCAUGGUGGAAAUUCUCAAAAGCUCCGUGCAGAUGCAAUAAGAUUUUUUUUAUUAUGGUAUCAAGCUCUCGGUGACAAUGCCCCAAAUGAAGUUCACAGGAUGUUUGCUUCUCUUGUGCCUGGCCUACCAGACUCUUGCUUACCUCCAAUUGGCUCGCCAUUCAAACCAAAGGUCUAUGAUGUAGUUACAAAUAUUUCACAAGAAAGUAGCGAAUUUAAGGUGGAUGAUAUUUUGCAACAUCCAAAUUUUGCAUCCACUACAGAUAAUGCAAAAAAAGUAGUAGUUGAACAAACAUCCACUGGAUUCAUGGGGAAAUUAGCAAAUGUGUCAGCUUCAAUAUUCCAUGAUACAAAUGCUUUGAAUCCUGUUCAAAGUGUUGACAUUCAGCCUUUACUACCUCCCAGUGCAAGCGAAAAAGUAAUUGAAAAUGAAACUAAACACUUUUUUGAAGUGUUGCUCGAUGCUAUGGCCACAUCUGUUACUAAAGUACACUGGAAGGACAGAUCACACGCAAAGGCAAUGAGGAGCUUUGCAUUUUUAUUAGAGAAAUUUAAAAUAUACUACUUACCAGUGAUAUGUCCUCAAUUUAAUUAUAGAAACUCUCUGUAUAAGCCAAACCUAGAAUUGCCAGUGCAACAUAAUAUAUUGGAAGACGACUUUGCCUUGUGCAGAGUAGUGUUGAUAAAAUGGGUUGCAAAUUAUACCCAUUUCAUGAAGAAACAGGGCAGUGAUGGUGGCCAACCAUCUUCAAUGACGAGCACAGGUUCACAUAUCGUUCACUCGAACACUCCCACGCCAGCAACAUCACUACAUCAUGAAGAAGAAACAUCAUUUACUGUUGGACACCCCUCUGAUUCAAGUAGAGCAUCGUCCCACGAUUCAGCGUCAAAUACACCGCAUCCCAGUUUGGAAUCUGGAUCUGGCAUGUAUGAAGAACUAUCAUCCGAUCAAGUAGUGCGCGACGUACUGUGCUGUUCGUCGCGGGAACACGUUGAUUUCACUAUAGAAGUAUUACGGCAAGCAUUUCUGCUACCUUUCUCGCAUGCCGCUGCUGUAAGACGAGUUAUAGCACUUUAUAAGGACUGGAUCCAAAUGAAUUAUUUACAGGUUACUGAAAUACCACCAUUCCUAUUGGAAAAUACAUAUGAUCAGCAAGCAAGUGGGGAGCCACAAGUGCCUCCUCGAAGACUGAGGAAUGAUUCUUACUUGGGAGCAGUGGGGAGGGACAACCUGAUGGUUAGGGCUGGAUUACAGAACGUGCUCCAAGUGUUCAUGACGCAAGCAGCGAACGUGUUCGUGUGCAGUGCGGGCGUGGCGCCGGCGGGCGGGCCCGCACCCCAUCAGCUGCUCGACGAACAGACGGACACGUGCAAACGUGUGCUCAAUAUAUACAGAUAUAUGGUCAUGCACAUCGCUAUGGAUGAUCGGUCUUGGGAACAACUUUUGUUGGUUCUUCUCCAGAUAACUUCAAUCGUUUUGACUAAAAUUCCACCAAAGAAGAAACAAGACACAUUAGGGGGAUUUUUAGCACCAGCUUUAUUCCAAACAUUAAUUGUGACGUGGAUUAAGGCUAAUCUGAAUGUUGCUGUAAAACCAGAGCUGUGGCAAAGCUUUAUGGAACUAUUGACGAGACUCACGCAUUGGGAAGAUUUAAUCAAGGAAUGGGCGAAAACAAUGGAAACACUCACCCGCGUGCUAGCGCGGCACGUAUACUCGCUCGAACUAUCAGAAUCAGCGUCUAGCGGGGCGGGUGACGGACGUGGCAGAGGGCGCAGGCCCGCGCCCGUCACGUACCCGCACAGGCCUCCGCCCUUGCGCAGGCCGGCGCUGCAACCGUGCGCUGAUACUAGAACACCGGGUAAAUCGCCCCGUGUGAGUCACGAGGUGCACCCGCGAAAGGACGCACGACGACCACUAGCACGAUGUCGUAGCGACCCGCAUAUAUCGCGACAUACACAUCAUAGUGAGGAAACUAAAGACUCCAUUGACAACAAAUCUCGGCGGUGGUACUCACUGGAUUCAUUAAGGCAAUCAUCGCAACAGGAAGAAAGAGAUUCAGCUAGCGGAUCUCGCUCACCUUCCCCUGCUCCAUCAAGCGGCGUUGAAAGUAGUUCUAUCAAAGAUUCACCGUUACAAAUAGACUUGGCAUCUGAUGGUGGCAAUGUUGAAUGGUCGGAAGCGGACAACGGUUCCGGGGAGGGUACCGGCGUGUCCGGGGCGGGCACGCUGGGCGUGGGCGUGGUGGUGGGGGGGCGCGCGCGGGGCUGGCUGCCCGACGUGGCGUGGGUGAUGUGGCGCCGCAUGCUGGCCGCGCUCGGCGACCCCAACGCGCUGCGCGACCCGCACGCGCACCAACACCUGUUCAACUACCUGAUACACCUCAACGCGACGCUGCUCAAGAUAAGCGCAAAUCAGACGCUUAAUGGAAACACGGAGAUCCACGUACCUUUCAAUUUGGUGGCAGGAUGGUGUCUGGAAGCAGAAGCACUGCCUCCAUCACACAGGGCGGGCAAAUUACUGGCACUCCGUCUUUUAUGCGAGUCGACGCAAGCGCAAGGCCCCGGAUCGCCUACCUCAUGCAACAAUCGGUUACAUCUAGCGCAUUUGAAUCUGUACCAGCGGGCUUUGCAUCACGGUUUGACAGGCGAAGAUCGUUCUGUGGUAGACGUUUUAGUAGAAUAUGCUGCGCCGCGCUAUCUCUCUCUCGCUCUAGAUGGAUACUCUCUAUUGUUACUGGACUUUGUACACGCAUCCACUGUGGUACUCAACUCUUCGGAUAUGGGGCCGUCUUGUCCUCGUACAGCGGCGGUCACGUUUCUCGGCUCGCUGCUCUCUCUGCCCGACGGGCUGAUGAAUGCGCCGAUGUUGCAGCCCUACCCUCAUCAAUAUAACACUGUAUCCUGUCCUGAUCUUAAAGAGCACGUACUAAACAUAGUGGUGCGUGUGUGUCGGCGUGAAGGUGCCGCCGCAGCACGGUGUGCGGGCGCGUGUGCGCUCACUGCGCACGUUGCGCAUGCGCUCGCGUCGCGGAUUGCGUGCGAACGUUUACCUUCUUACGUCACGUGCUUGUUGCAGAUGCUUAUGAUGAAAAAUAAAACCAUUGCCAAAGUUGUAAGUGAUUGUAUUCUGGUACUGGCUGACUAUACGGACCGGAUCGUGGAAAUGUAUCCCGGAUUAAUAGAGAAAAUAAUAAAAUGGAUAUGCGCGUGCCUGGCGCAAAUAUCGCACGCGAGCAGCAGGGACGCAGUGAAGCCGCUGGCCGGCUCGCUGCUGCUCUGCCUCGCCGAGUUCGCGGUGCGCUGCGGGCCCGCGCUGCUCAUGCGCGAGCGGGACGCUGAGCAGACGCUGCUCUUGAUGAUAUUCCGGGUGUUGUAUGCUGUAAUGAAAGGCACGAAUGGUUCAGAUAUCGAAGGCUUGACUUUGCCAGUCGAUGAAGAUUUCGACCCGAACAUUCAGCUCGAUAAUCUUGGACCAAAGACCGCCCCUGCUUCGAGUAUCGAUGUCAAAUUAUGGGCUCAGACGAUCUGUUCCCAACUCGUGCUGUACCUCGGUCACUGGCCCCUCUGGCCCGGCUGUCAGCUGUCGUCGAGCGUGUGCGAGCAGCACGACAGCGUGCCGCCGCUUGGCAGCGAGCUGGGCCCGCCCGUACUCAGCGCACCGCAUAUACAGCUCAUGCGGCUUAGUGAUUCUACUCUAGCGUCAUUUAUUGAACUACCCUCGCUGGACGCAACGCAAGGAGGGACUACACCGGGUCUAAUAACAUCAGAUCGGCAAGUGCGUGUGCUACUACGUGAUAUAACGGGCAAGGCGUGCUGGGACGCGUCCGCGCUGUACUACGACCCCGCUGUGGUCGCCGCUGACGUGCUCGAGUCGCUGCCUUUGCCCACUGUUGUGGACAGUCCCCGAGACAAUACCCUAUCAUCUCUACCGCCGCCAUUACCGCCGGAUCUUUUGCCGGACUAUAGAAAUUCACCGCCGGAUAAACAUCAAUUGGAUCAUGUGCUAGCGUACAUAGGGCACACGUCGCCCGAGGUGGCGUGCGGGCGGCGGCUGGACGAGGCGGGCCCGUCGCCGCUGGCGGCCGGCGCGGAGGACGCGCUCGUGUGCGCGCUCGUGGCGCACCGCAACGCCGAGCGCCACUAUCUGGCGCACCGCGACACUGAGGAGGAAGUGGAUUCAGUGGAGUGGUCAUCCCAAAGCAGCGAGUGCACUCCGAGCAGCCCGUUUGCAUGGAGCCGGCAACUUGUUGCGCAACUCGGCACGUUAGCGCCCGCACGCCGUGCGCAUGCGCAUCUACUGCGUCGUACUGAUCGCUUGUUACGGGAGCUGAGGAAUUUGGAUGCGCAGAGGUGUCGAGAAACACACAAAGUUGCAGUUAUUUACGUUGGAAAGGGACAAGAAACGCGCAAUGAAAUAUUGUCGAAUCGCUGCGGAAGUCCGGCCUACGAAGCGUUCUUGGCAGCACUGGCUUGGGAGGUGGAACUAGAAAGCCACGUGGGAUUCGCGGGUGGUCUGCGCGGUGGUGGUGGGGGUGGUACUAGCGCGCCAUACCUCGCCACGCUCACGCUAGAGGCGCUGUUCCACGUGGCCACGCGCAUGCCUGCUGACACGCCAGACGCUAUACUCAAUAAGACUCGACACUUGGGCAACGACGAGGUGCACGUGGUGUGGAGCGAGCACUGGCGGCCGUACAAGCGCGACACGCUGCCCACGCAGUUCUGUGACGUGCUCAUUGUGUUGUACCCGCUGCCUGGAGGCUUAUUGCGCUGUACUGUGUCGAGGAAACCUGAUGUGGGCGUGUUCGGUCCGCUGUGGGAGGAGUGCGUGGUGCGCGCGCGGUGCGGCGCGGCGCUGGUGCGCGGCGCGGCGUUCGCGGGCGGGCGGGCCGUGCGCGCCACCAUGCCGCUGUACCAGCACGCGUGCAGCGAGCGCGCGCGCGACCUGGACGCGCUCGUCGCCGCGCACACGCUGCCCACGCCCUUCGAGACCUUCGUCACCAGGGUGCGCGACCCCGUGCACGCGCACCCGCCGCCCGCUGAUCAAAACAGCGGUCGUCUAGCCGCAGCGCUGCUGGACCACGGCGCGAACACGUGGGCGUCAUGCGAGCCGCACUCGGUAUCUCCCCGGCCGGUCAAGCGGCUUGGGCCCUUCAAGCGGCCGCAGCAGGCCGCCCCGCCAGCACCCGCGCCACGACGCAACCGGUGAACCAGUGACGUCAUAGUGGAGACUAGUGCUCGAUGAUUCUUACCUACCUACAACACCUAAAGUGAAGAAUUACAAUACCUAAAGUGAAGAAUAACAAUACCUAAAGUGAAGAAUUAAAAUACCUAAAGUGAAGAAUUACAACACCUAAAGUGAAGAAUUGCAACACCUAAAGAGAAGAAGAGCAACACCUAAAGUGAAGACAAAUGUUUACACAAGUGCAACUCCUAAUAGUGCUAACAAGAGUUCGCUGAUACUUACCAUCUUGUAUGAUACCUAAUAGUGACAAGUGUUUGAUGAUAAUGACCACCUCAUACAACACCUAACUGUGGAGACAAGUUUUCCAUGAUAUUGAUCAUCUCAUACAACACCUAUUAUUGAGAACAAGUAUUUGAUGAUACCUAAUGCAUCAUAGUGAAGAUAAUAUUAUACAAUAACAAGUGUUUGAUGAUAUUAACUAUCACUUUAACACAUAAUGCAUCUUAGUGAAAGCAAGUUUUCAAUAAUAUAAACCAUCUGUAUGGACUCCAGACUCCCAGAUUUAGUGAAGUACUCAUUAAAUGAUUGUCAAUCCCAAUAUCAGCCUCAUUGAGGUUUGUUAAAGAAUAAUAUAAAGAUAAAGAAGAACUAACACACAGUAAACACAAUGAAAUUUUUUUACUAUUGUAGUUCAUAUGGAGACAGUUUGAUACGUAAUAUACCAAGAUCUACUGCAGCUCUCCCCUGUUUCUUUUUACAAAUGUAUUGAAAAUACAUUAGGCCUAUUGCUAGACGAAUUUUCAAUUAGCUUAAUGAUUUAAACAAUUAAAAUCUUUGUUUUACACUUACCAAAAAAUAUCUUCAUUGCAUUUUACUCUGUAAAUAACAUCUAGAGAAUAUAAAUUUCUAGGAGACUCAAAAGAAUAGGAUCAGAAUGCUGGUAGGAGUCAGAAAGCCAAAGUUUCUAACUUCAAACUAUUGAAAAAUAUUAUGUUACAGAUACAUGAUUUUGUUUGUAACGAUAAAGUAAUUGAGAAAGAACAUUGAGUUUCUUUAUAAAAAGGUAUUGCUAAAUUUACACUUGUAUUAAUAUAUUUUGCGACGCUCAAUCAAUGUACUUUAGUUUAAUAAAAUUCAAUUGCAAUGAUUGAUGUGUUGCUCGGCAUGAAGGUAAAUAGAUAUUAAAGUUAUAUUUGUUAAGAUAAAUAUUUAUUUAUUUCACAUUAAUUUAAGAAACACUUUGAAUUGACUGAUAAGACUCGUAUGUUGGCACAAAUCGAUCGACAAUUAUAACAGAUUUGUGAAUUACAAAGAAUCGCAGUCGAAUUAACGAAUCGUCCAAAAAGAGAUUCUUAGAAUAAGCACUAAUGCGGACUUAAUGAAAUUUUAUGUACUUAAUAAUUUAUUGUGUAAGUUAUUUAACAUUAGUAUCGUUGCAUUUAAAUUAAUUCUAAAGUAUGCAAGCCUUAUCUAAAUUUUUAUAUUUGCCUAGAGCUAAUUGUAACGUCACUUUGAGAUCAUGUACUUUGACUGUUAACAACUCAAUAUUUAAUUGUAACUUGCAAAUGUAAUAGCGUAAACAGAAAUGUAAGGAAUGGUAGAACCUCUGUGAGCAGGGUGAGAUCAGGAUAUAAUAGAAUUGUUAUUUAAUAUCGCCAUUAUUUAUUCAAAAAAUAGUAUCAUUACAAACAUUGAACAAUAGUUUGGCCUACUUUCAUGACUUUUUUUGUUGAAUUGAGGUCUCAUGUUAAUCUGUGAGAUAUUUUUGUGAGUUCAUAUUAUAUUCUAAUUAUCAUAAUAUCGAUUAAUAAUUCGAUUUAAAUUUCCGAUUUAUAUCAAAUUCUCUUUACUAACCUAGGAAAAAUUUACCUAAUUUUAGGGACAACUUAAUCCUAUAUGAACUCACCUUGCUGGGCUCUACUAAUAGAACUCAAUUUGCAGCUACUACCAUUUGUGAAUAUAAACUGUUAGCCCAACGAGCUACUUGCGGUUAUAGACCCUAAAGCCAAAUAAACUGGCAGCAUUUUCUUGCAUCUGUAAAUAUGUAAACUACUUGUAGAGCUUUAACUGUUGUAGUGUUUUACAAUAUUCUAAUAUUUAUUUUUGUAUAGAUGUUUCUAUUAAUAUGGCUCUAACUCUUAUCGUGUUAAAGUUUCUAUAAUUGGCUAUAGUAAUGUUGUUAUUUUUCUAUUUUACGUUUUUAAAAGAUCUGUUUAGUAUUAAAUUUUCGUUUUUAUUCAAUUUUCAUUAAAUAUUUCAUUAAUUGGGUUCAAUUUAGUUAUGUGGAUUUGCCAAAUAAUGUAUACCUAUUAUGUUUUAUUUGUUUGGGUGUACAUAUUUUAUAAGUACAAUAAUUAAAAUGUAUUCUUAGGAAGGUAUUUAUUUUAAAUAUGUAUAUUUAUUGAUAAUACAAGAAACCAAACAAUCUUAACUUAAUAUGAACCCAACUUAUUUUGCAUUCCAAAAUGUAAACUUAACUGAAAAAAUUCUCAUUAUUUUCCACUUUCUCUGUUCUUAAUGUAUUCUAUAAGCUUUGAGUUAUUAUUUUCAAAUUACCUUAUGUAGCAGUUUGCUUGCAUUUAUUUAAAUUUGUAUAUUAUGUACUAGAAUGCAUUCCAUUAUAUUAUUAUUUGUAUUAUUUUACAGUAUCUAUGAAUUAUGAUUAUGUUUACUUUAAACAGUAUUUAUUAGAUGUUAAGACUGACACCAUAUUAUGUAUUAUGAGAACACGAAGUAUUAAUGUAAACUAUUGUAACUGUGGUGGUUUAUUGUUAAUUUUUUUUUCAUUUGUUACUCAUACAGUCUAAAAAUACAACAUGUAUUAAAAUAUAACACAUUUGUAACUCACAGAUAUUUAAGUAAUAUAAUAACCAAAUUUUUAUAUUUAAAAGGUGAAAAUAAAAUUCUGUUAUACCUU